Messenger RNA from Oppiella nova, 213 nucleotides. Lineage: Eukaryota; Metazoa; Arthropoda; Arachnida; Sarcoptiformes; Oppiidae. The record is from the annotation of a GenBank genome assembly.
AGGACCUCAUCUGAGCUGAAGAAAUACUUAUCAAACUUAGCCAUUGUUGACAUACUUCUGGCUGUGUUUUCCAUACCCUUCUCAUACACCGACUUCAUGUACGGUCGAUGGCUAUUCCCGAGCUUUAUGUGUCCCGUAUAUAACUUUAUCACCACUACUGCUGUUUUCGUUAACAUUUAUACAUUGGUUGGCAUUGGCUUUGGGAGAUUCUAA